AUAGGAAGAAAAGUGGGCUUGUGCUUUUUGUGUAUGUUGUCUCUAAGUGGAGGUAUUUCAAGAUAAAGUUCAAACCACGAAAAAUUUCGAUUCAGUAAGAAAGAAACGUCGGACGCACAGGAGUGGGGAUAUGCGUGCAUCUUACUUUUCCGACACCAGGGAUGCUAUGAGAGUGCUGAAGAAGCAGACAGCAGUGAAUGCGAGCGAUCAUUAUUUGUUUAAGAACGAUCUGAAGAGCGCCGAGAUAAGGAAUACGAAAAGGACGAGUGACCGGUGUGAAGAGCUCAAAGGUAACGCAUCGUUCGGGCGUUUCAGAACGAAAAUAAUUCCGUUCGCUGACGUUCCGAACUUGCCGGAGCCAGUGUCGCAGAUUUGAAGAAGCCGGAGUCUUCGGAAUCUACAUUUAAAUAAUUAGACACGUGCAGACGAUACGUGGAAAAUAUCAAGAAUCUGCGGCAGUGUAACCAGAUAUGUAAGCAGGUUUUCAUGAGGAGUUGAUAAGACCUAUCUAUCGUAGUUGCUGACAGUCAGUCGUCUGCACAACGUGGCAAUGUCAACACACGUCAGGAUGGACAUUAUUCUCGUAGUCGGUGUUGUCUUAAGCACAUACCGAGUACAUCAGAGUUAUGGCUAUAAUGCCGAAGAUGUAAUAAACAUCCCCGAAGACUUUUGGCUAGGUAUAGCCACGUCUGCUUAUCAGAUAGAAGGUGCUUGGAACGAGAAUGGUAAAGGUUUAAACAUAUGGGACCGAUGGACUCACGAGCAUCCAGAGGACGUGAAUGAUCAUUCCAAUGGUGAUAUAGCUUGCGAUAGUUAUCACAAAUAUAAAGAAGACUUGGAAAUAUUAAACAAUACUGGGGUUGACUUUUAUCGAUUUUCUCUCAGUUGGUCGCGUAUUUUGCCGAAUGGUUAUUCCAACGUGAUCAACUACAAAGGGCUUCAGUUUUACAAGGAUCUUAUUGACGAAUUGACUGCAAGUGGCAUCAUCCCGGUUGUCACUCUAUACCACUUCGAUCUUCCGGAUGUUUUCGAACAAAUGGGCGGGUGGAUGAAUGAAUUGAUAGUCGAAUGGAUGUCCAAUUUUGCCAGGGUCGUUUUUAAAGAGCUCGGCCCCAAAGUUAAAUAUUUCAUAACUAUUAAUGAACCUUUGGUAUUUUGCGACAAAGGGUACCAGACAGGCGAAAUGGCGCCAGGAAAGAAAUUAGGCGCUAUUGGAAAAUACCUGUGCUUGCAUAACGUUUUGAAGGCACACGCAAAAAUUUAUCAUAUUUACGAUCAAGAAUUUCGUAAACAACAAGAAGGUAAAAUAGGCAUAGUCGUACCUUGCUCCGGUCUGUUCGCCAAAAUUCCCAAUGAUGACGCAGCGACAGACACCUACUUCCAAUUCGAGUGCGGCAUAAUAACGGGUCCUAUAUUUUCGGAAACUGGCGACUACCCGAAGGUAGUAAAAGACCAUAUAGCCGAGAACAGUAGACUCCAAGGAUUUUCAAAAUCGAUUCUGCCGGAACUUUCACCGAUUUGGGUGCAGUUUAUCAAGAAUAGCUCGGACUUCUUCGGACUGAAUCAUUAUACCUCGAGAUUAGUGGAAACGGUGCCGCGAGUGGCAAACCAGUCAUGGUACGACUACAGUGGCGUGAAAGCGAGCAUAGAUCCAUCAUGGCCAUCAACCGCUUCGGCUUGGUUGAAAGUCGUCCCCAUUGGAUUUCGGCAAAUUAUUAAAAAGAUUUCGACAGAAUACAAUUAUCCACCCAUUUAUAUUAUGGAAAACGGCAUGUCCAACGCGAACGCUGAUACUAAUGAUAAAAACAGAAUAUCGUACUUAUAUUCCUACAUGAAAGAAAUGCUGAUCGCCAUGCACGAUGAUGGAUGUAACGUAAAGGCGUACGCUGUCUGGAGUUUGUUGGACAAUUUCGAGUGGUCAAGCGGUUACACAGAAAAGUUCGGAAUGGUACGUGUCGAUUUUGAGGAUCCCAACCGAGCGAGAACUCCGAAAUCAUCGCUGCAGUGGUAUAAGAACGUAAUUCGGACACGGCGACUUUAUAAUGAGAUUUUUGUCGAUAAUCAUACAGUGUUAAAAAUGUGAAUGAAACACACUUGAGACCAGCUCGGAUGUCGCUGCACGUAACGUUGUGUGAUAGAGAAGUCGUUUGCGUAUAUAUUUCCUAUAUUUCUGCGUAUAUAUAUUUUUCGUACAAGCUAGUGUUCCGUAACGGCAACCGCCUAAGGUAUUUUCUAAUUAAUUAUUUAAAUGAGAUAUAUUGAUUUUUGCUCAUGUCCUCUGAUUAAUAUAAUUGUGUCAUGAUUACCAAAAGAAUACAUUGAAAUAGUAUUAUU
Harpegnathos saltator (Jerdon's jumping ant) is the source of this 2334-nucleotide messenger RNA. RefSeq names its product myrosinase 1. The record is from RefSeq and is a predicted model, not a curated record. The transcript is spliced from 9 exons. Gene Ontology annotation, molecular function: beta-glucosidase activity. NCBI's taxonomy places the organism in Eukaryota, Metazoa, Arthropoda, Insecta, Hymenoptera, Formicidae. Gene Ontology annotation, biological process: carbohydrate metabolic process. Bases 551 to 2083 code for a protein of 510 amino acids.